Messenger RNA from Pleuronectes platessa (European plaice), 1624 nucleotides. It is a transcript of the gene tmem204, whose product is annotated as transmembrane protein 204. The transcript has 3 exons. Lineage: Eukaryota; Metazoa; Chordata; Actinopteri; Pleuronectiformes; Pleuronectidae. The record is from RefSeq and is a predicted model, not a curated record. The coding region runs from base 22 to 702 and encodes 226 amino acids.
GUGGCGGGUGUUCGGCGUCGCAUGGCCGUGCAGAGGCUGGUGGCGGCGGCAGUGGCGGUGGCCCUGCUGUCCCUGGUCCUGAAUAAUGUCGCAGCCUUCACCCCCAGCUGGGUCCUCCAAGCCCUGGAGGAUGGACGCAAGCGGAGCGUGGGACUGUGGAGAAUGUGUCCCACCGGUGGGGAGAGGGGCCGUGAAGACCUCCAGGCUGGGAGAAGGGGGCAAGGGGCUCAGAGACAGUGUGAAAGCCUUGGAUGGGGCUCCGAGUAUGCAGGCUAUCAAGAGUCCCGCAGCACUGUCAAAUUGCAGUUUGACAUGAUGCGAGCAUGUAACCUGAUGGCGACGUUGGCCCUGACUGCCGGUCAGCUGAUCUUCCUCCUCGGCCUGAAGGAGCUGCCUUUCAUCACGCAGGAGUCACAGUGGUGGGAGGAAGCCAUCGCUGCCCUCUUCCAGUUAGCCAGUUUCGUGCUGGUGAUUGGACUUGUGACCUUCUACAGGAUCGGACCCUACACCCACUUGUCCUACUCCUGCUACUUGGACAUAGCCGCUUGCCUGCUGGCCACGAUGGCUGCGGCCAUGCUUAUCUGGAACAUUUUACACCGCCGCGAUGACUGCCUCGCCCCUCGAGUUAUAAUCAUCAGUCGCUCACUGGCGUCACCUUUCCAUCCACGUUUAGACAAUGACUACGUGGAGUCGCCUUGCUGAGCCACGUGAGCUCACAAGCCAAGACUGGACUCAACAUUAAAUGUUUUACUUUACAACUGGUGCCUUUUCACGUUCCUGUGGACUCACAAGUAUCUGCAAUUGUAAAGAUACCUUUGAAAACUUGUCCCAACAUAAACAAAGACACCAAGAUUAGUUUGCUGCACAAAAUCCGCAGAUUGAAGAUUGAAAAUGAAUGUAUAAAGUAACUCUAAACUUCCAAACGUAGUCAAAUACUGAUGUUUCAUUUAUUCAUGUUUGGGUAAGCUAACUGGUGGUUCAACAAACAAUUUGGACUGGCACUGUCCUAUGAAGCAUCCUUCUUGUGAAAAGAUCAAGCUGGAACUUGACCUAUUUUGCUAUAUGUGCACUUCUUAAAUGGCCUCCGACAUAAUUAUAAAUUGGAUAUUAUGAAAGAUGUUGAAAAUACCAGAAUACCUCAUAUUUGUUUCUUGUCCUUAUAAAGGUUAUUAUAGUUUUAAUACAUGGUGAUGCUAAUAACAGAUGUUGCAAGUAAGUAAAUCCCAAAAAAAUUAAAGCAGAAGAAGCCAACCUUUUGAUUGGGGAAAAUAAAAAAUAAAAAUUUGUUAUUAAUGUACGUGAAUUGAUUUAGAAGCAGGAUUUGAUAAACUGACGGCAACAGAUGUUUUGGCGAUGUACUGCAUUUUGAAACACUUGCGUUAAUUAUUCAUGAUGCUUUACAUAUGAAACUGCUCGCUUGUGGUACAUACUGUAUACUUAAAUUAAUAUUAUAUAGUUGUGUAAAGAAUUGUGCUAUCAUUAGUAGUGAUGUCAUUGUGAACAUAUCAUACUUCUGCAAAGAACUCCAGGCUGUCUGUGGGUCUUCAUCGUUGCCAAACAUAAAGGCACAUUAAAGUAAUAAUAUAUCAUAUAAAUUCAAUAAAUUUAUUGGUAAAUAUUCAAA